Messenger RNA from Paramuricea clavata, 6736 nucleotides. NCBI's taxonomy places the organism in Eukaryota, Metazoa, Cnidaria, Anthozoa, Malacalcyonacea, Plexauridae. The record is from the annotation of a GenBank genome assembly.
UGCAGUUCUGCACACUUGAGACAAACAUAGCGAAGAUUCAAGGCAUUGAAGAUUUGAAGCCAGCCUUUCAAAAUAAUUGAUCGUGGUUCAACGAUGACAACUGAAGUUACGAUUCUACUUCAACUUUUCCUAACCUUUUGGUUAAGCGUUAACAAUUCGUUACAGUUCAGCGAUCGUAUGUUUACUGUAGAUCGAGAAUAUAGAGAUUUCUUCCCUAAUCCAGAUUGUGACAGCACAAUUUGUCCGAAUAUUUGUCACCGCUACGAUGCUAAUUGUGAUGAAACGAACGAAGACACAACAUAUCCCUGCCCGAAUUGUUAUUGUAGAGAAAAGAAAAGGAACUUUGUUGGGAAGGUCAACGAUGGAGGCCGUUGUGUCAGUGAUCUGGACUUGGUUAAAGAUUCAAGUAAAUAUUUGGCUAAAUUGCAGAAAUACCUGUCCAAUAGUUACCUUUCACUACGUAGCCACAUUUCCAGAGGCUUUAAGGGCUAAUUUUCGCUGUCACGCCUCAAUAAAACGCCAGCUACGCGGCUACUGAAUCACACGCUGUAGGCCCAGCGCUGAUCACUGAAGAAAGCAAAACGGAAAUGCCUUCCUUUUGGUAAUUUUACACCAAAUUAUACUACCACUGUGUAUCAACGUAGCCAGCAAGAAUAUAGCUACCUUACAACCCACGUCAUUAUUUCAAAGAUCGUUCUUUCAGAAACUCACUGCGUAGCCCGGGCGGUUAAAAGUAUAGCUGCCUUGUAAGCAACAUGUAUGUACGCCUGUAUCCUAAAAGCACAAUCACACUCAAAGAGUGAAGGUUCAAUCUGAGCUUCCCUUAAAUAGUCACAUAGUAAGGUACGACACAAACCAUCCAGCUAUUCAAAAACAGCCUCGACACUCGAGGGAAGUUCAGAUUAAACGUCCAAUCUUUGAGUGUGAGUGAGCUUUUAGAAUACAGGCGUUAGGGUCAAAAUAGAACAUACCAAAAGGCGGCAAAGGCUCGUCAAUGGAACUUUCAUUGCGUACCCACGUAGCUAGCAAUACCGCGUAGCCAGAAAUAUUAUAAACAUGCCUUCAACUAUGGGCGGGUAUUCUGCAAUCGCUCACUCCCCGAUUUUUGCUAGAUAGGAUGAUCAAGUCCGUCACUUCACAAUUUAUGUAAACUGUGUUCAAGUACAUCGUUAGUCUGAUUGUGAUCUGACGGAUCAUAGUCGGUCUUAGUGUAAACACACACAAGAGCAUUAACUAUCAUGAAAAGUAAACACUAAAAUUACUAAUGGCCUAUGGCGGCCAAUGUGGAAUUUCAUAAUUUAGCCAUUAGUGUCAUGAAGUACAGUUAAUAGGUAGCCUGAAAACAGACCUACGUUUCGCCCACCCUAAAAUUCGCGGGUCGACGGAAAGGGCGAAACUUUCAGGCUACCAUUAAGGCCAUGUUACACGAGGCAAUUUUUGCUGCAACUUGUAAGCAACGGCGUUGCGUUGCAAGUUGCAAUUUGUACCAAAAAUUGCACAUGUGACAUCCCCACUUUGCAACUUGUCUCGCAUCGAAAAAGGCAAGUUGCAAUAGAUGUCGAACUUCAGUCUACUUUUUGCAACGUGUAACGUGGUUUUUGCAACUUGACACGCAAUUUUUAAGAAAAUUUAACCCGCAACCUAUCAGGCAUCUAGAAUGCACUUGGCAGGACUUUGUUUUCAUGUUGAAAACGAAGAUCCAGUUUUAGACAAAGUUUCAGCGUCUGCGCUGACUAUUGAAUCGGUUGAAAAAACAAAUCAACAAACUUACUGAUGAGGAGAAAGUAAACCUUCUUGAUGAACUGCACCCUGCUGCGUGUUCAAAAAACAGCCCUGCUGCAUGUGUGGAAAAGUGAAGCGACUACCAAUCGUGAAGUGCACUUUGCACUUCCAUGACAAGAGAAAUAAAACAAGUCGAAGAACAGCCGAAUACAUUUCCAACUGCAUGCGUUGUUAAAUUGCGAACGUUUGAAAAUUAUUAUUAUUAUCUAAAAUUAUUUGAAAACGGUAGCCCUUCAUUUUCAAGGGCCGUUUAUGCAUACAUAUAUACAUUGUUCAGAAAUACAAACACUUACAAUCACUUUACAACAAUUUUAACAAAAGAGAAUUAGGUUAAUUAAGUUGUCGAUGUAUCAUCGAUCCUCGGUGCAUGCAGUUUGCAAUGUAUUGCUUUCGUCAUCAUUUCAUUGCAAGAUGCAGGAAUAUUUACCAGUAUUAAUAUUUACUAUUAGUAUUUUUGCACAAGAGAACAUAACAAAUCCUACAAGUUGAUUGGUCAAAUUUGACGUAUUAAGUUGUUUAAAUAUUCACCUACAGGUGAAUAUAACAAAACCGAAAUUUACAAAAUGGCGGCUAGCCGUUUUGUAGAAGUUACCGAAAAAGAAAUAAGCGAAAUUAAAAUGAAUUCAGUCCCAAAAAACACAAAGGACUUGUGUAAAAAUAUUAAAACAGUUAUUCGCCUCAGGCUCGGUGCAUGAUUAUCGGGGAAUAUCCACCUCGACUUCGUCUCGGCGAAUAUUCCCCGAUAAUCACCUCGCCUUCGGCGAAUAAUUGUUAAAUAUUGACCAUUAUGCACUUUAUUACUUAUACAGACUAUUUUUUUUCCAGUGCCAAAAGAAGACGUACUCAUAAGCAGCAGCAGCAGCAGCAGCAGCAGCAGUCACUACAUGUUCGUUGAUUCGGACCUAGUUCUCACACAAACUUGGGAAUCCUCAAAAGGAUAUUUAUGGAAUUACACACCGGACCAUCAUUUCAUGAACAUGAACAGACUAAUCUGUCUCGCAGUUGGGCCAGAAAACAAAGCUAUGGUCUUUCCCUGUAAGUUAAGUGAUACGAAACAACAGUGGUAUUUGGAUACUAAAGGUUUUUUGUUUAAUAACGAGACGGGAGCACCGAUGUAUAUUCACAACGACUUGAGCGUAACACAUUCCAAGGGCAAGGAUUCUGAUAAUUUUCGAUUCAAAAAAGGACGUCCAAGACAAGUCGAGUAUAAAGGUGAGUUGCGGCGUUCAUACAAAUACCAAAAAGUAUGCGAUUUCUAACAUGGCAUGGACAACAGUAGAACACGUGCUCAUAUAUCUGUGGGACUCGCACAAAUAAUAUAUUUAGCUACAGUCAAUGAUAUUGUGCAGUAUUUAAAAAAAAAGUUAAACACAAAAAAAACCGACUUGAUACUGCACAUGCAUCACAGAAAAACGACCUGCAUCUAUGAAAUCCGAUUACUAAUUAAUUCCAAAUCAGGUUAUGCUUUGUAUAGGCAAAGUAGAUUUGUUUUGGACUGAAUGGAUGAUUCCAGCUACAGACGAAAUUUUGAUCUGGAUAAGAAGAACGAAAUCCAUCACCAUAGCUGGAAAGAGCAUCGUUAAAUGAGUAAAAUUGCAAAGUUUGGUUGGGAAUUGUUGUAAAAUGAGGAAAAUACAGCCCUGUGAAAUUCUCAAAUUUUUUAUAUAUUUGCAUUACCCGCGGGAAAAAUAACCCGCAUUUUUGAGCCGAAAGUGGUUAUUUUUACCGCGCGUAACACAAAUACAGGUACUGUAUAUACAAAAUUUGCGAACUUCACAGGGCUAUAUUUUCUUCAUUUUACAACAUUUAGCAACCAAUCAAGACGCUCUUUCUAUAAUGUUCAGUAAUUGGAUUGCGUUCUUCUUGCCUUGAUCAAAAUUUAGUCUAUAGCUGGAAUUAAUCACCCAUGUGGAAUUAAUUACACGUGUCUUUUAAAACAGUGAGCUGAAUACAAUUACAAUUUAACUUUCAUUAUAUGAUAAAAUAAUUAUAGAUAUCAGUUAAUUAUAUGAACUGCACAUUACAAAUAUACAUGAUUAUUAAUCCGGUCAUUAUACAUGCAAGGAAAAACAAUUAUUCGCUCAUUUCUAUAAGUCAGAUUGUAUCUAGUUUGGUAUCAUUCUUGCAACAGAUCGUAAUAAUCCUAAUAUUGCCAUUAUUAUACUCGCACCAAAAAUUAUGCUUGAGGUUAGUGACACUUUUUUAUCAGGUUGCUAUCGCUUCAACGAUGGGAGUUUCAAGAGAGACCUAGAUUGCAAGAACGUCGAGAAAUGUUUAACAACCACCAAAAUUUUGGCACCAAUUUAUGAAGAAAAUGCAAAAUGUUUUAUCAACUGGAAAACAUCAAGUUACUUGGUAGACAAUAAGCCUUGGCAAUAUGUACCAAAACCUGACAACGAUAUCACCAUUUCUCCUGCAGAGAAUUCCAGAGGAAUUUACAUAAAGGUCAGUUUUUUAUCAUUUCUGUAGUAGGAGCUAUACAGGACUGAGAAAAGGGCCCCGUUUUCUGGAAUGAUUAUAUGGUUCCCUCGUUUUCUGGAAAGUGCCCUUUUCCAAUGAUAUAGCAAAAAUCCAUGUAUACUUAUAACUUUCAGAUUAGGUUUCACAGGGAAGCAUGACAGACAGUCUCUGAACCGUCACUGUGCUAAAGCCUUAGGAUGUUGGCCAAGUAUUCUUGUAUAUCAAGUAUUCUUGCUUCAAUAGUAUCAUGUGGAAUAUCAAAGGAAAUAAUAUAUGAAUAUGCAGCAUUCUAAUUCAACUCGUAUCGUAAAUGAAUAUUACUUAAUUUAUGCAAUCGUAUACAACAAUUGUGAAUUCUUGUUGUUUUAACCAAGUAGACUGCAUCAACUACUAUAUUUUAUUCCUGAUAAUGAGAAAGGAUUGUCCAGAGGGUUCGGUAUUGCGUUGUUCUUUGCAACUGCAUGGCCAUCGGUCAGCCAGAACCUCUUAAUAUCUGUAAAUCCCGCUGACAGGUACUGUUCAGGGGCUGCGAUGGGGUGCGUACCACACCUACUGUAAUAGUGUCUAGCACCGCCUUGGAGAAGUCCAGCACCACCCUAAAAAAUCCUGUUUGACCAUACAUUUUCUGCUUUUCGAAUAGCGAUUAGCAGAAGAAUGGAGAAUUAGUGGAACCAGAAAUAGUAUCUCCAACCCACGCCUUGUCGCCCCAGCCCCCCUUUUUGAGAGCCCAUUUGUUAACGUUCAAGGACUAUCGCACGGAUAAUAACGAAUGUACAGUAUAUAUAGGAAACUAUUUGAUUUCUUAACUACUUCCAUUUGCGCUUAGAUUCCUAUCACAUCUUACAGAAACUGGACUGGUACAGUUCUCAAACUUCAAGUAAAAUGCUCGUCUAAAACGACAAGUGAAGAACACUGCGUCUUGAUAAAGUUUCUCGGUUCGUUUGAGGUAAACAUCCAACUAUGUUCUCUUUUAGCUUAUAUUAACUAUAAUCUAGCUUAUUACUGGAUAGCUCUAUCAGUUCUAAACUGUUCUCCCCGGGGUCUAUCGAUGUCCAGUGUUACUACAGAGGAAAACCUAACCUAUAAGCUAACUUCAUGCUGGAUAGCUUUAUUGAAUUUUAAAGUGUUCUCCUUAGAGGUCCAACAAGGGACAUCCUUUCAACGUUCGAUGUCACUAUUUACAAGAGGGGACCAGCCGUGUUCCCAACAAGGGUGGGUUGACUACAAAAUUUUUGUAGCUACUUCAAAAAUAUGUAGCGAACUAUUUCGCUAUUUCGCUACGCUAUACUUUAUAGCUUUACUGUAUUUGGAGCAUCUACUAACUCAGGCUGAAAUGUAACCUAUAACAAAUCGACUUACGAGUAGCAAAAGUAAACACAAAGCAACAUUUUUGUAAACACUACAGUGUUCAAGAGUGCAAUUGACCAUUGAGGAUUGAUUUUAAGUAAAUCGUGUCUCAAUAUCACGCUAUUCUAUCAAGUUGCUAACAAUUUUAAAAAGUAGUGAAUAGCGAUUUUCUGUUUGAAAAGUAGUCAUCUACUUGGCUACUUUUAGGCAAAAUGUAGUUCGCUAUAACUACAGCUACUGUUUUAAUACAGUAGUCAAAAACUACUGGCUACUUGAAAAUUGUAGUUCGCUACAGUAGCGAACUACAACUACUAAUUCGCUACCACCCACCCUUGGUUCCCAAAGCAAAUCUGCGUAGGUGCAUGUGGCGUGCAUGCAUGCACACUGCACAGGCUCCUUAAUCAGCGCAGCAUCGUUUUAAGAAAAUGAAAUAAUAUUUACCUUAUUAUAGCGUUACACUCCAUCUUCCAAUCCAAUUAUCAAUCCACGGCCAGACUCAAAUGAUACGAAGAAAUCAAAGCAUUCCUAUCCCUAUAAAAUCAGCACAAUCGUGUUAUCAGUAUUGAUAUUCAUUAUUCUGGUCAGUAUUGUGGUAUACUUCGCUAUACAAAGUCAUAUGUGUAAGAAAUUGACAAGACAGCGUCAUCAUCAGAAUGCAAGUGCUGAAAUACCAUUCUGCGCGGAAACGGACGGGGAACCAGAAAUGUAGAUGUUCUUCUUUCAAAAAUAACUGGGUGUUUGUAUAGUUCGUUAAUGAAAAUACUUUGGUUUGGAAACCUGGAAACGUUCAGUAAUCUAACUUGGGGGAGAGGAGCGUAAUAAGAUGCAAAAGCGUACAAAUUUACAGUAUUAUUGGAAUUGCACUUUCACUUUCCAGGACUCCAUUUAAAGUCAAUGGUUGAAUUGGACGAUCCUGAUUAAAUAUUCGGUUAUAAUAAUUUAGCAUGAUAGCGCUAUAACCUUGGGUUAAAUACACAGCGCUAUUUUGCUUUGCGCAUUUCCGCACGUCGUUUAUUUUAAAAAUUUGGAAAAUAAAACUUUUAUUGAUCAAGACAAGAUUUCUGCAAACAUAUUUGCCCGUAAGCCGUAAGCAUGCAAGCUGACAGGAAAUUCGCAUUGAAGUUAAGUUUAGUGCUAACCUAGGGUU